AUGAUCAAAAACUCAAACCCGGCUGUGGUUAAAGAUCUGCUGCGACGCGAGGGGCGCGGCGCGGGCCGCGGGCACGGCCCGCACGAGCGGCUGCGGCUCCUUGGGCCCGUGGUCAUGGGCGUCGGCCUGUUCGUGUUCAUCUGCGCCAACACGCUGCUCUACGAGAACCGCGACCUGGAGACGCGACGGCUUCGCCAGGGGGUGCUGCGGGCUCAGGCGCUCCGGCCCCCUGACGGCCCCGGCUGGGACUGUGCCCUCCUCCCCAGCCCCGGACCCAGGACUCCCGGAGCCAUAGGCUGCACAGAGCCAGAAAGUUGGGACCUGUCCCCGCGUCGGGGUACCUCACCCGUCCCAUCAGUGCGGAGUCUGCGUUCAGAGCCUGCUAAUCCUCGCUUGGGGUUACCUGCCCUGCUCAACAGUUACCCGCUGAAGGGCCCGGGGCUGCCCCCACCCUGGGGUCCACGGACCCAGACUGGCCAUGUGAUUAUCACCGUGCAGCCGUCUGGUUCCUGCAUUGAACAUUCCAAGUCUCUGGAUCUGGGCCUCGGGGAGCUCCUGCUUGGGGCCCCAGCGGCUCGAGACUGUGCUCACCGGAGCUGGCCACGGCUGGACCGCCUCAGUCUGGGGGGUUAUGCCAAGUUGGAAGGAGGAGGGGACUUGGGAGCGCGGGUUUGAAGAGCAGGGGACAGCCUGCUAGAGGGCUGCAGCAUGGACCGUGGUAACAGGACCAGAAGUCCCAAUGUCUAGUAGAUGCAUCAGUCACUUCCCAGACCGGAGAUGGAUGCUCUGGCCCCAGCAGCUGCUAAGGCAUCCUCACUUGCAUGUCGGCAGAGAAAUGCCAACUGCACAAGGGUUCAAUCAGCUGGAGAGAAUGUUUUCAUGUGGAGUCUGGAGACCAGCAUGACUCGGCCUCGGGAACUCUUUAAGCCUCCAAGAGUGGCCUUAGCCUUGGACAGUACCUGAGGCAGCUGGAGGUCCAGGUCAGGGUGAUUGGGAGAUGCAGCAGGUGUCUCGGCAGAUCCAAAGUGGUGGGCAAGGACCCCUAAGACUUGGAAGGUAGGUUGGGAUGUUACAGGCUGGGCCAGGCUCCCUCCACGGUAGCACCAGUUGUGGGGUUAGGGGAGAUGGGCAACGCGGUAGAGUUAAGACCCUCCACUGCCAUUGGGAUGGAGACUGGGGCAUUAACUCCCACCCCCUCAGCCCCUCUCUGCCCUCAGCCAUGCAGGGUACACCCCCUAGGGCUGCACUACUGCCAAAGAAGCCUUCCUCCGGAGGGUCCAGCCCCUUCCUGAACAGGUCUGAGAAGCCCCCUUCUCUCCUUUGUCAUGGCCUGUGCUGCAAAAUCUCCCCCAACUGGCAAAAAGCAUCUGCCAGUUCUCCUUUUAUACAGCGUUGAAGCUGCAUUUUGGCCAAUGUGGGUAGCUUAAUUUAGAAAAGAGUCUUUUCUAGGGUCAAAA
Leptonychotes weddellii (Weddell seal) is the source of this 1457-nucleotide messenger RNA. The record is from RefSeq and is a predicted model, not a curated record. Lineage: Eukaryota; Metazoa; Chordata; Mammalia; Carnivora; Phocidae.